Molecule: messenger RNA, 1060 nt
Organism: Rhinichthys klamathensis goyatoka
Lineage: Eukaryota; Metazoa; Chordata; Actinopteri; Cypriniformes; Leuciscidae
Gene: tmem218
Product: transmembrane protein 218
Exons: 3
Coding region: 477-824 (115 amino acids)
Source: RefSeq, a predicted model, not a curated record
UUGCGACACAGGAAGUGUAGAGAUAAACAGAAGCGACUGGGUUUCCAUGGAAAUAUUUUAGAUUUUCUGCAGCAUGCAUCUGGGCGUAAAUCAAUAUAUUAUUUACAAUUACGUAGCUGGUUUCAUCAUUUGGUUGUUUUAUUAUGUAAAUAUACAAACUGCUUAGCCGUAAAAUGUUUAUAAUGGAUUAGUUUGCUAGUUUAAGCACGUUAUUUUGAUGAACUGCAUGUUUUCCACCGUUUAUUCGUAAUAUGCAAGUGGAACUGAGUAAAAACAUCGUACUAACAGUAUAUUUCUACUAAUAGCAGUUUGAAGAUGUACGCGCCACAUGGUUUGCUUUCAUAACAUCGACUUGAUAUAGCCUAACUUACUUCCAGACUUGGCGGAUUUAGCGCGCGCAGCCAUCAUAAACGCUGCCUAAAAGCAAAAGAUACUUCACUCGUCCAGGGCAGGCACUCGCAGCGUGAGAGGCGAGGAUGGCUUAUGUGGUGUUGGGCGUUGGGACAGGUGUGUUUAUCAUUGCUUUAACCUGGAUAGUGACUCUCGUGCUCGCCAUCGUUCUGUCGCGCGCAACCGGCCCAACUAAGUUAGGGAUCAUCCCUAUAUUUCUUCUGGCGCUCACCAUCACUCUGGUUUUAGUCUUUUUCCCUCGCGCACCUGAAGUUCCCUCGCCUGAGAGAGCAGUUCAGAUAGUGGAUAUGUUCUUCAUCGGCCGGUACGUGCUCCUGUCCUUGGUGAGUGUGGUGUUCUUGGCAGCCCUGUUCAUGUUGCUGCCCUUACAUUUCCUGGAGCCCGUGUAUGCCAAGCCCCUGAGAACACACUAGACCGUGAGGCUUCAUGUGCCAAACUCCUACAGAUAUCCCAAAGCAGGGCAGCCAACCUGGCAGCGCCGUCGAUCAACGAGCCCCGCUUGAGAUGAGAGGACAGCAGAAGGUUCCAGAGCUUUUGUCUUUCUGUCCAAAUCAGAGACGUCCACAUCUCUCUGAGAGCACAACAUAGACUGGCCUGCAUGCAGCAUAUGCAUUGCAAAUGUUUAGGAGGGUGUGGUUGGGUAAAGUUU